Molecule: messenger RNA, 676 nt
Organism: Lentinula edodes (shiitake mushroom)
Lineage: Eukaryota; Fungi; Basidiomycota; Agaricomycetes; Agaricales; Omphalotaceae
Exons: 3
Coding region: 174-563 (129 amino acids)
Source: RefSeq, a predicted model, not a curated record
UCGAAUUAGCUGCCGAGACGGAUAGAGCAAAAUGGAUUUUUGGCAAUGUCGAGAAGGAAACAAAGAGUAUAAAGGUUACCUCCAACUUUCCUUGGGUUUCCUCAGCAGUUGCGACUUCUUCAGUUCGUCACCCAGCACUUCAGUCUUGCACUCGAUAUUUCUCUAAACCCAACAUGUUCUCCACCAAAAGUUUCUUCGCUGCCUUUGUCGCUUUCGUCGGCGCUCAGGUUGUUUCUGGCGCUGCGCUCGCCCCAGCGACAAUCACUGCCUGCUCCGGCACCAUCAACCCGCCUAACGGAUGUGUUGACAUCCCCGUCGUGUCCGACGAUUGCACGGAUUUCACUGGAGGCCUCAGCUUCCUGAACAAGGAAAUCUCCAACGUUGAAGUCCCUGCAGGAUUCGUGUGCUCUUUCUACGAGGAAUUCGGAUGCCUCGGGAGUCAAAACGCGCACAACGUCGUUGUGCUUACUGGUGGAACCUGGAAUAUGGAAUCCGUUCCCGGAAUCGCUUCGACCCAGGACUUCAAUGACAUGGCGAGCUCUUUCACUUGCUCCCCGGUUUGAUGUCGAGAGCUGUUUUGUCGGAGUACCACGAUAAUCUGUGUUCGUAGUAGUUAUAUUCGUGGCUCUUGGUCUUUCUGAAUAUUAUUGAUAUGUGACUCUUGCUCGUCUCCGAU